Messenger RNA from Choloepus didactylus (southern two-toed sloth), 384 nucleotides. Its product is annotated as HIG1 domain family member 1A, mitochondrial-like. NCBI's taxonomy places the organism in Eukaryota, Metazoa, Chordata, Mammalia, Pilosa, Megalonychidae. Gene Ontology annotation, biological process: mitochondrial respirasome assembly; negative regulation of apoptotic process. Bases 1 to 384 code for a protein of 127 amino acids. Gene Ontology annotation, cellular component: mitochondrion. The transcript has a single exon. The record is from RefSeq and is a predicted model, not a curated record.
AUGUCAACAGGUAUAGAUGUUUCUCUUUCAUACGAUGAAGAUUAUGGAUCUAAACUUAUCCAAAAAGCUAAAGAGGCACCAUUUGUCCCAAUUGGGAUGGCAGGUUUUGCAGCUAUUGUUGCAUAUGGAUUAUACAAACUGAAGAGCAGGGGAAAUACUAAAAUGUCCAUUCAUCUGAUUCACAUGCGUGUGGCAGCCCAAGGCUUUGUUGUGGGAGCAAUGAUUCUCGGUAUGGGCUAUUCCUUGUAUCGGGAAUACUGGGCAAAACCUAAACUUCAGAAGAAGAGGCGCUGUUGUGCUAUUUUGGUGUUGAUGGUAUUUGCUUUAGUUAAACACCUCAAAUUAAGGUUACACAUAUAUGCUGAAAAUAAAUCAUUUGAGUAG